UAUUUUACGAAGAGAUGCAUCGUCGAUAUUAUACAACCCCAACUAGCUACAUGGAGUACAUACGUCUGUUUGGUAGUAAAUUCCAAGAGAAAGCAUCAAGUUUUACGCUUAACCGAGAUCGRCUUUCCAGUGGUCUGGAAAAGCUCGGAGAGUGUAAUUCUCUUGUUGGGACAAUGCAAAAGGAACUUGUUAACUUGGGGCCUCAACUGGAACAGGCGUCUAAAGACACAGAGAAGCUCCUAGAACAGUUUGCACGUGACCAAGAAGCCGUCGACCAAGUUCACAAUGUCGURCAACAAGAAGAAGAGUUCAUGAACCAAGAGGCAAUGCGAGUUCAAGACAUKGCAGACGAAGCACAACAUGAUUUAGAAAGCGUCAUUCCACAGCUCCAGCAAGCUAUUGCAGCCCUCGACGCCCUCGACAAGUCAGACAUAUCRGAGAUACGCGUGUAUACCAAACCUCCUCCAAUGGUGAUGACUGUCUUGUCUGCUGUUUGUGUCCUUUUGCAGCAAAAACCGGACUGGAACACUGCAAAACUGCUAUUGGCGGAUCCUGGGUUCUUGAAGAGUCUUGUUACUUAUGAAGUGCACUCGGCGCCGGAUAGGGUAUUUGUGCGCCUCAAAAGGUACACCCAAAACCCUAACUUCAACCCAGAGGCUGUUGGUAGAAUUUCUGUUGCGUGUAAAUCCAUGUGCGAAUGGGUACUGGCUUUGGAAAACUACAACGAGGUUUACAAGAUGGUGCAGCCAAAGCAGAAACGUUGCGAGGAAGCUCAAGCAGCACUACAAAUCGCUAACGAAAACUUGGUGGGGAAACAGCAAAGCUUGGCUAAAAUCCAAAACCAGUUAGAUAUCCUUCAGCAACAAUACGAUGAUUCUGUCCGUCAAUUGGAGGAGCUGAAAAACAAGAAAGAGCUUACAAUCGCUCGACUCAAGAGGGCUUCAAUACUGACUUCUGUUUUAUCUGAAGAACAGGAUCGCUGGAGCAAAUCUURGGAACAAGUGGGGAAGCUUGCUACAGGUCUUGUAGGUGAUACAGUACUUUCGACAGCGGCCAUUACCUAUCUCGGAGCCUUCAGUUCGACUUACCGACAAAGUCUUAUGAAUCGCUGGAUGGCUUUCUGUGACGAUGCAAAUGUACCAUAUAGCGAGGCUUUCGAUCUGACAAAUUUUCUGUCCGAACCAGUGGAAGUUCAGAUGUGGUUGAAUAAUGAUUUGCCCCAUGGAAAGAUCUCCAUUGAGAAUGCUUGUAUCAUUAAGCAUUGCCAUCGAUGGCCGUUGAUCAUUGAUCCACAAGAACAAGCAAGUAAAUGGAUCAUGACCAAUGAAAGGGAGAAUCGACUAAAGGUUGUUAAAGCAACYGAUCCUAACUACAUCAAGACACUUGAGGAAGCCAUUCCCCUUGGAAACCCUGUACUGAUUGAGGACGUCGGCGAGCAGCUUGACGCCUCCAUUGAACCUCUUCUCACCAAAAACUUUAUCAUGCGAGGAAAUACUCUGGCUGUGUCGUUUGGCGACAAAACCAUCGAAUAUAACGAGAACUUCAAACUAUACCUUACCACGGCAUUGCCUAAUCCUCAUUAUCUACCCGAUGUUUGCAUCAAGGUGACCCUUAUUAACUUCACUGUCACGUUGGAAGGUCUUCAYGACCAGCUCUUGUCACGUACGGUACAACUCGAAAGACCACAYUUGGAGGCGCAGAGAAAGGAAAUUUUACAUAAUCUAGUGAAAGAUCGUUAUAAAAUGGAAGAAUUGGAAAAUCGGUCUCUWUCUCUUCUCCARACAUCACGUGGCAACAUCCUAGACGAUGAYGUACUCAUCACUACCCUUGAUGAGAGUGUCAAGAUGUCGCACGUCCUUCAAGAACGUGUCGAACAAUCAGAACACACCGAGGAAACCAUUAAUAUGAACCGAGAGAAGUAUAUUCCAGUAGCCAGUCGAGGCGCCAUUUUGUACUUCGUCCUGGUGGAAUUGGCCAACGUGGACGUCAUGUACCAGUUUGCGUUGCCUUGGUUUACACGGCUAUUCGCCAAGUGCCUGGAGUCUUCAAGAGAAGAAAGGCCACAUUCGCCCAUUCCUCCAGGAAGUGCAGGCACCAUAAGGCCCUUAAAGAAAGGAAAGGUUUACCCUGAAAAACGCAUGUCCCUAGUACAACGCGCCGGCUUUCGACGCCAAAUGACAGUUGGUAAACUAAAAGARGACAACGAUCUCCCCGAGUACCUGAAGGGUUUGGUGGACCUUCUGACUGAGAACGUAUACCGUGUUGUCUCUCAUGCCAUCUUUGCUCGCCACAAGCUUACCUUCGCGUUUAUGUUAUGUGCAAGUAUCUUGAGAAAUGAUCUGCUCAAGCGGGAUCCAGAAACAAAUCGACCAGCUAUAGACGAGCUGGAAUGGGAUCUGUUCUUAAGAGGAGCUGCCAUUGCUGCAAUAGCUGAAAGGUUAGCAGCACACGAGGGAGAUCCAGCACUGGCUAGAGUUAAGGUCCCAAGAGCGGGCAGCUUUGGACAUUUGGUGACCAAGAUGAGCAAGUCACCUGCCAAGUGGAUCCCAGAGUCGGCCUGGAAAGAGUGUCUACAGCUGUCAGGCCAAUUGGAGGCUUUUGCUGGUCUUACUUCCAAUAUUGCUGUUAAUCACAAAUUCUGGAAAAAGUUCUCAACUUGUGCUGACCCUUACGAACUUCUAGAAACUGGAGAAGACUUCUACCAACCGGAUGCCACAGGUCGUGUCAUGCGUGUUGGUUGGAACUGUUCAUCUCUUUCUCGAUUUCAAAGGCUCAUGCUCGUCAAGGUCCUUCGACCCGAGUGUCUGUUGGAGACUGUGCGCAAGUUUGUAGAGAAAGAACUUGGAAGCGUGUUUGUUACGAGCUUAGGUUUUGAUUUACAAGAUAUCUACGAAGAGUCUAGUUCUACAACUCCUCUAAUCUUCAUUCUAUCUUCAGGCUCAGAUCCUGCGUCACAUUUGAUACGUUUUGCUAAAGAAAUUCGAGGUACAACUCUUCACUUAGAAAUGAUCUCGCUGGGUCGAGGUCAAGGCCCCAAGGCGGAGGAAGCCAUUACAAAGGCUUACCAGCAGAAAGGAAAAUGGGUUUUCUUGCAAAACUGUCAUCACGCUUCAUCAUUUAUGCCACGAUUGCAGCAGAUAGUUAGAAAGAUAUCACAUCCAGACACAAAUGUUGAUKCACAGUUUCGUAUGUGGUUGAGUUCCAAGCCAGACCCCUCGUUUCCUAUCUCCAUUCUACAAGCAGGGCUGAAGAUGACCAUCGAGCCUCCACCUGGUGUCAAGGCGAAUCUACUGCGUUCGUUUGGUGGUAUAGGGGGCGUGGUAUCAGAGGCUCAGUUUGACGACACUAGUGUAGGGCCAGCAUGGAAAAGGCUCUUGUUUGGGUUGUGUUUAUUCAACGCUGUGAUCCACGAGCGAAAGAAAUUCAGUUCGUCUCUUGGWUGGAAUGUACCCUAUGAAUUUUCAUCAUCUGACCUUGAGGUGGCGAUUCAAAUGCUACGCAGGCUGCUGACCGAUCAUCGAGAGGUCCCUUGGCAGGCCAUGUGGUAUCUAACAGGCGAAAUCGCAUACGGCGGACGCGUCACCGAUCCUUGGGAUCAGCGGUGUUUGCAGAGCAUUCUACACAAAUAUUACAACCCUGACGUAUUACAAGAGGAUUAUGGGUACACUUCASACUUAGUUUAUCGUCCACCUCCACCCAAUAUAUCUUUGUCUGUUUGCUGUACGUACAUCGAGAGCCUGCCAGCCUCUGAUUCAACCGAGUUGUUUGGUAUGGAUCAAAAUGCAGAUAAUACUUACCUUAUAGGACAGGCAAAAACCCUUAUACAUGACCUACUGUCAGGGCAACCUACUGUCUCACUGGUUUCUGGAUCUACAAAGAACAACGAAGAUAUAGUUCUUGAACUAACAGACGACAUCGCUCACCGUUUACCCGCAAACAUUUUGGAAUCACUUCAUUAUGAUACUGGAGAACAACGUGARKSUUCCACGACCCCAAACCAAGUGAAAAAGAAGGCCGAUUAUAGUCGUUUACGAGAAAUAAGUAGUCAGUCACCAAUAUUAGUSACACUUGAGCAGGAAAUCCAGCGAUACGACCAUCUCUUGAACGUCAUCCAUUUUUCAUUAAGCCAGCUGCGACUAGCUUUACAAGGCCAAAUAAUCAUGACUGAUAAUCUUGAAAAUGCCUUUAAUUCGUUACUCAGUAAUAAGGUUCCUGCCCAAUGGAAGCGAGCUGCAUAUGAGUCUUGUAAGCCGUUAGGGGCCUGGGUAAGCGAUCUUUUAAGGCGGACCGAAUUCUUUGCGCGGUGGUUGGAAAUGAUUAAUUCACUAAAAGACUGGAAGAACGUUGAUCUUGCUCGCGUUCAUCCACGUGCUUAUUGGUUGUCAGCGUUCAUAUUCCCACAAGGAUUUCUGACCGCUGUUUUACAGUGCCAUGCGCGCAUGCGCAACCUUCCUGUUGAUUCGAUGGCGUUUGAAUACCAAGUGCGCAAGGAAUGCUGGACCACAGAGGAYUCUGUCUUCAGCGAUGGUGAUAUUGAUUUUAGAAGGAUGGCUUUUCAGGGAACAAACCCAGAUGACGGCGUUAUCAUAUUUGGACUUUACCUCGAUGGUGCAACAUGGGAUUCCAUAGCAGGGGUAUGCGAGUCUCUGAUUGGUCAACAACGAUACCCUUUACCAGACCUACAAUUCAUUCCGUAUCAGAACAUCGAGAAAGACGAAAAAGACAACAAAGACGAAGACAAAACUUUGGAAAUCUACGAAUGCCCUGUCUACAGAACGUCAGUUCGCGCUAGUUCCCUCACAACCACAGGCCACCCAACGAACUUUAUAACAUCGGUAGAACUUCCGUCGCUAAAGCCCGCGAACCACUGGAUAACGCGUGGUGUAGCGCUCCUGUGUCAGCUGGACGAGUAAAAACCUCUUAAUUGAUGUUGGCGUUUGCAAUUAACUUUAGUCAUUGGAUACAGGCUUAAAGAUGUCGUGUGAAGAGAAACCAGUCUCUGGAGUGAUUGCUUUUCAAAUUUCAAGCAAAGAUAGGUUUUUAUUAAUUAAUGAAGCUUAUUUAUUUGUAUAAGAGUGUAUUUUAGGAAAACUCAAAUGAAUUUUUGAUGUAAAUUUUUACACCUUUUUGUACAUUUUUUUAGAAAAUUAAAAUCGUUUAUAUCGA
Molecule: messenger RNA, 5166 nt
Organism: Exaiptasia diaphana
Lineage: Eukaryota; Metazoa; Cnidaria; Anthozoa; Actiniaria; Aiptasiidae
Product: dynein heavy chain 6, axonemal
Biological process (GO): microtubule-based movement
Cellular component (GO): dynein complex
Molecular function (GO): dynein light intermediate chain binding; minus-end-directed microtubule motor activity; dynein intermediate chain binding
Source: RefSeq, a predicted model, not a curated record